This is a messenger RNA of Monomorium pharaonis (pharaoh ant), 6674 nucleotides long. Its product is annotated as polyglutamine-repeat protein pqn-41. The coding region runs from base 2021 to 4459 and encodes 812 amino acids. The record is from RefSeq and is a predicted model, not a curated record. Gene Ontology annotation, molecular function: metal ion binding. NCBI's taxonomy places the organism in Eukaryota, Metazoa, Arthropoda, Insecta, Hymenoptera, Formicidae. The transcript is spliced from 10 exons.
UCGGCACGAUAUCGUGGCGAUCGCAUCAUCGUCAUCGUCGUCGUCGUGUCAAGGUGACCAGCGAGAUCGCGUCUGAAUUCUUCGCGUGUUCCGGAGCCAGAACAGCAGGAACCGGAGUUCGACCGCGCGGGAGGAGCCAGCAGUGCGCCGAAUAAAUGACGUAAAUCCGAGGAACGGAAGCGCAACGUCACUCGCUAACUUGCAAUCCUCUCCUUCCCCCCGGUCCCCCCUGCCCUGCCCUACCCUUCCCCCCCGGGAACCCCCCUUCCCUCUCUCUGUCUCGCCAUUUCCGUGCCUGUCCCCUCCUCCUGUCAUCCCUGGAACCCUCCCUCUUCUGUACGGGUCCGACCCCGACACGACCCGAAGAACCUCAGGCACGACCCGGCCGCCGGACCUUUGCCCUCUCUUGUCGCCUGUACGCCCGCUUUGUCGCCCGCCGUCUUCACGUGCUUACAACACCACCACCACUACCACCACCACCCUCUUACCGCCCCUACUCGUCGUCAUCGCCUUCGUUACGAUUCUCUUCGCACGCUUCUUCUUCGGCGUCGAACAGCCAUCGCCUUCACCACCUCCUCCUCCAUCGAAGUUUGCAUCCAGUCCACGAAAUUUCGAAAUAACCGAUUCGCACGUCGCCGUUCCUCCCGGCUCCGGCAGGACGGCGCGUAAGGGUUUCCUCCACCUUUUUACGCACGGAACAGCGGCCCUUCCUUCUUCCCCCUUCCCCCCUCCAUCUCCUGCUUCAUCAGCAGCACCGGCAGACCGCCGUGGUGAACGAAUACAGUUGUUCUGCACCAGCUCCUUCGCUGUACGACUACCACCGUCGUUCUAACUCCCUCCAGUAGACUCGCCGCCGCGAGACACACGCGUUGGUUUGAAACCGGCUUGAAGGACGCCACGACCGGCUUUUCGACACACGCAUACGUAGGCCAACGGAUAUACAUACAUACACACAUAAACACACGUGCGCUCCAGUACACCCUCAGCGGCGACCAACUGCCUGUGUGUGCAUAAAGGAAAGGAGAUACUCGUGCAAAAGCGCGCGCGCGUCUUGAGAGCACGUUCUUCUUGGUCGACGUUUAGCUUCGGAGGCUUUCAAGCUUUGCCCAACUACCACUACUACUUAUAUCGCUGCUUCUACUACCACCAUCAUCACCACGACCACCACUACUACGCCCAGACUAUACAGCUUCUCAAGUGCGGCGUGCUGCAAGAUCAAGGAAGGACAGAGGAAAUAGAGUGAAUGAGAGGAGUCGAUAGACGAGAUCGACGACUUACGACGUCGCCUUUAUCACGAAGCCAAGAGAGUAGCGACCGCCAUCUCGCCUAAAAUCGACUGGUGCCUAAUCGCUGUCGAUAUAUAGCUUCACCUUUCUCGCUUCUUCUCUUUUCACGGUGGGAUAUCUUUCCAUCCUGUCCUCCCUCUCGCCUCAGUAUAUAUUCAGCUUUUACACCCUCCCGGAGAUUAUCGAGGGCGGGAAACGUGUGUGUUAUCGCCACUAUCGAAAUAUCGGCCUACGAGAGUAAAAGAGUUUCGUGAAAUCUCAAGCCAUCGACGACGACGCCUAAGUUGGCUGCUGCCGCGUUCCUCGUCGCGAAACGACGAGAUCCGACAUCAGGCAAUAGAAAGAGAAGCAACCCCGACAAGUCACACUCGAAACAGCCGACGUUGCUAUUAAACGCGAGUCUUUGCGAGACUAUUCGACGUAUCGCCGCGACGACAACGGUGGCGAGAGCCAAGUGCGAUUUCGAGGUGAGGAAGAACGAAAUCGCGAAACGCAGUGAUCUCCCACGCGGAAAAUCUACGCACAGGAAGACAUCCGCGGGUCAUCGCGUACAUGGGACACUAAAAUCAUCGCAUCGCGCUUAAACGAGAGAUCUUCUGUCGUAAGUCGACGCGAGUGCACGCGACCGGGAGCCGAUCAUCACGAGGAAGAGUUUAGAAGAGAGUCCGGAUUAUUACUCUCUCACGGUAGAGGCCAACGGACGUGGACUCUCUCAGUCUUCCAAGAGUGGAAGAAUGGCAAUGGUCAGCAUGAACAACCUACUGAACGGCAAGGACUCGCGAUGGCUGCAACUGGAGGUUUGCAGGGAGUUUCAGCGCAACAAGUGCACCAGGCCCGACACGGAGUGCAAGUUCGCCCAUCCGCCGGCUAACGUCGAGGUGCAGAACGGACGGGUGACCGCCUGCUACGACAGUAUCAAGGGCCGGUGUAAUCGAGAGAAGCCACCUUGCAAGUAUUUCCAUCCCCCACAGCAUCUGAAGGACCAACUCUUGAUAAACGGGCGUAACCACUUGGCGCUGAAAAACGCGCUGAUGCAGCAGAUUCAGCAGGGCCUCACGCCGGGUCAGCCUCUCGUGCCCGGGCAGGUACCCACAGUGGAGGCACCAGCACCUCCGGCACCACACCAUCACCUUCAACAGCAAAUCCAGCAGCAACUUCUCGCUACCCACGCCUUUAUGGCGACGAAUCCGUACCUGACCGGUAUGCCGCAGGUUGGCAAUACGUACAGCCCGUACUUCGCGCCCAGCCCGAUAAUGCCGGCGAUAAUGGGUCCGGCGGACCCAACGGGCGUCGGCAGUCCGCUCGGCGUGGUGCCGCAGACAGUGGCGAUGCCGCAGAAGAUGCCACGUACCGACCGCCUCGAGGUAUGUCGCGAGUUUCAACGCGGGGCGUGCAAACGCGGCGAGACGGAGUGCCGGUUUGCGCACCCCCUCGAGACGGUGCAGGCGAACGAGGACGGCUCUGUGACGGUCUGCAUGGACGCUGUCAAGGGCCGAUGCAAUCGGGACCCCUGCCGCUAUUUCCACCCCCCUCUGCACCUACAAGCCCACAUUAAGGCCGCACAAUCUCGGGCUAGCAUUGCGACGGCGACGAUGCCGACGAACGUGACGGGAAUGGGUACGUUGGCUGGCGGAGUGUCAGGAGUGCCGGCAACUGCGAUGCCCGGAGGACUUCAGAGCGCCGGUAUGGCGAGCAUCGAGCUCGGCAAGAAGCGGAUGCGCGACUCCAAUGAUGAUCUGCUAAUGGUACCACGGCUUAUGCAUGAAAUGGACAUGAAGUCUGUCGGGUCGUUCUACUACGAGAACUUUGCCUUCCCAGGGAUGGUUCCGUAUAAACGACCGGCGGCCGACAAGUCCGGCGUGCCGGUCUAUCAGCCUACUGGUGCGACGACCUAUCAGCAGUUAAUGCAGCUGCAGCAGCCCUUCGUGCCUGUGUCAUGUGAGUACACUGGAACACCACCCCUACCCACCCAAACCUCUAACCAAUCGGUCGUGCAACCCUCGAACGUGCAAAGCAACCAUCACGCGAUGGUGGUGCAAUCCUCCUCCUCCCAGGGAGCCGCUGGCGCCACAGUCAAUAACUGCGCCGACGCCAACAGUGGCGUGCUGAUGGAUCCCUGCAACAAUCCGCCGCCGCCACCUCCGACCGCUGACAAUAACAGUAACAAUAGUAACGGCAGUAACAAGCAGCCGGUUACCUCGCAGAAUCACGAUGUCGAAAAUGCGCGCAACUCCCCCGAAUUGAAUCACUCGAGUCCGUCGUUGUUGCAACAACAACAACAGCAACAACAGCAACAGCAGGUGCAGCAACACCAACACCAACACCAACACCAACAGCAACUUAAUCAGUUGGCGCUACCGUCUGCGAUGAGUCCUUUGACCUCAAUGGCCGGCCUGACCUCUAUGCCUGGUAUGAUGAACAUGGCUUCCAUGGCUUCUAUAGCCUCCAUGGCGAAUAUGUCACCGAUAACUAGCAUGGCAUCCAUGAGCAAUUAUAACGCCUCCAAUAUGGCGAAUCUAAAUAUGCUCAACAGUCUCGGGAUGGCCUCCGGGUUACCAACUCAUCUCGAUCCAGCGGCUCUUGCCAAAGAGGUCGCCCAGAAAAACUACGCCAAAGCCAUCAAGCUUUCACAGGCCUCCCAGUCUUACGGCAUUGGUCAGCUCGCCGCGCUUAAUUACACCGGCGUCGCUCUGAAUAAACAAAACCUCGUGAAUCCGGCGGCCGCCGGGAAUCCCGCGGGAAUGGCGGCAGCCAGUCUGCAAGCCACCACGGCGACUCCCAGACCCGUCAUCCAGAGUCUGGCCGGUAUCCCGGGCGCCCUGACCUCACCGCUGUCCGCGGGUAUCUUGGCAUACUCCAGACCGCCGCCCUCAGCUACUCCCAUCAAUCCAUAUUCCCUGAUCAGGCAGCAGAUCUUGCCGAACCCAUAUGUCCAAGCGUCAAUACCCGGCGCCGCGACCAAUCCCUAUGUCCAGAAUCCGUAUGCCGUUCUACCUGGAGUAGCCGGCGUACCCGGGGUAGCGGCCGGUGUCGCGGCCGCGGCUGCGGCUGCCGGUGUACCGCAAAUACCGCAACUAGGCAAUCCGGCGACGAUAGCGGCACAGCCGCAGGUAGCAAUCCCCGUGAGCUCCGGAAUGAUUAUGCAACCAUACAAGAAGAUGAAGACGUCGUAAAGACGUCCUUGCCUACCGGCUCGGGAGGACUCGUCUCUUCUCAUCGACAGUGCCGUUUCUUCCUUCAGGCACCUUCCAUUCUCUCCCUCGCGGGAACGAGCGAACGAUUGCGCGAUAGUCGCUAUGAAUAAUCGCCGCUACCAAUCGCGGUAGUGGUUUUAAAUAAUUCUAGAGUAUCUUUAUGAUUAGCGUUCAAUUGCAGAGACGAAUGAUGGAUCGUAACAAUUAUUACGUCCCAAAUAGGCUUUCGCAAUUGUAUUUUCGUAGUUUCGUAGUUACAGUCUCAAUAAGAUUGAUGAAAACGACUAAUCGCGUUUAGAAGUAAUAGAGCGUUUAUUGAAAUGAGAAACUUUUUAAGAUUAAUGAAAUACAUUAAAUCUAUAAGGUUCAACUAAAUGAAUAUUUGAUACAUUAGUUUACAAUAACAAUGGGAGAAUUAGUCCUAGGAUGUUAUACUUUUCGGCUUAAAUUACAUAAUGGAGAUUAGUGAAUUUCUUGUCAUACGUUGUUAUUUGAUUUUUCUAUAUUUGCUGAUAAAAGUAUUUUAAAGAGAGAGAAAGCGAAAGAGAGAAUAUAUAUAUAUGUAUGAUAUAUACGUUCUUUACACCAUAUACAAAAUAUCGAAUUGCAAUUUAUUAGCUUUAAUUUUAUUUGAUGUUAAAAAAAUCACAUAUUUAAAUUCUUCGACUACGUCGACUACAUCGAUGGAAAAAUGUAGAAAGACAAAAAAGUGCAGUCCUAAGAUAUUAAUCUCCAUCGCCGAUGCUCAAGAAGCGGGAAAUCGGUCUUCGUUCGCGAGAGGGACGGAAUAUUCGGUUGAGCGAUAGCGAGACGAGAAAUAUACUGAUAUAAAGAAACAAGUUCCGAAAAUAGAUUCAUUUUCUAGUCAGUCAUUGUCGAUGAACAGUGCCUUAUUGACCCAAUUCCAUUUGGAACGUUAUAAGCGUACGACUGCAGAAGAGAAACAGUGGACGAUGCGAAGAAAUACGGGAUUUUUCCCCGUCAUGUUACAUUGCUUGCUUAGAUGACUGAGGGAGACGUGACUACCGUUCCGAUCUUGUUUCUGUCGAAAUAAACCUGAAUUUAAUUUCGACUGAAAAUUUCGACUUGCCGGUAAAGACUGCGUUCGAUGGAAGGCGAGAAAAAGAGAAAGCUUACGAAAAAUUGAGAGCGCGUGGCCGAAGUCACGGAUUACAUUAAUCUAUUUUAUUAUUUGAUUUUUUUUUUUUCUAGAAUAAUAGCGAUUUGCGAUCUACUUUAUAGUGAUAGUUUUUAACUUUGUCAAUGCGUUAGCGUUGUUUUAUUACAGAGAACUAUUGAAAAUGUUACGUGUCGUUACGUGGCUCCGUUUUGUUCUUUCGAUAAGUGAAAAAUUGUAAAUAAGUCAAUUUGCGCCAUAAGAAUAUGGCGCGUUGCAAUAUUUUUAUUUCGGAAUUACAUAAAUUUUUGUGUUAUAGCCAUUCGUCCAAAUUUUAACGUAUAACGUCCGGAACAAGGAAGAUGAAAACGAUACUCGGCCUAUGUCACGUUAUGUGCGAUACUUGCCUUUAAGUCCAUAGUGUUAAUUAGCGUUCGCGAUUAGGAUUCUUGAAAUAAUUAUUGUCUGAAGAUUAGAUUGUUUUAUUACCACAGUUUGCUUGUUUAUAUAUUGUAGUGAUAUGUUCAAAAUUUUAUUUUAUUUGUUCCUUUUUGGAAGCAAGUUAAAUAAUGUUAGAUUAAAAGAAUUGCGCAAAUUACAUUUAACAUUUUAGUAUCAUGUGCAUUCAAAAAACUGUUUUCUUCGUUAUCACAUGAUGCAUUUGGAUCAUACGAGGCUCGAUGCGUGAUAUUUGUUAAUUUUAAAGAAAAUUGUUUUAAAAUUUUUAUUAAUUUAACUUGUCUUUUUUUGGUUUAGAUAUAAGAAUAUAUAUUAUGUCUAUAUACGGCGACAUAUAUUUCCUAAAGACACCUUGCACAUCGACGAUAAAUUUAAUUGGAAGAUACGACGCUUCCGGUAGGCCCUUAGUUGUCAUGUAAUAUGCGUAGAAUUUAAGAUAGUCAUUUGUUUUUAUACUUAGCAUAUGUCUAUUAUCUGUAGCGUAAGCGUGCUCGAACACAACGUAUUCUUCUGUCCUGAUGGAUUCAAUUCGGGGGAGUCUGUUGCACACAGUGAACUUCGUCAAUUGCGACCUACGAGCUUAUGCAUUUUAGCCGAAUGAGAGAGAAGUAUGGAAAA